UAGGUUAUCUGAUAUCUCUUGCUUUGAUUCUCGUUUAUAAAAAAAUAUCUUAAUUUACAAAGAAAAGAGAAUAUGUAAGAACAAAUAAACAAUUAUGUCCUGUUGAUUUUCUUCUAUUUUGAUAUUUCUAUGUUAUAAAAUUUCAAUUGCCAUAAUUUUAAAAGAAGUUGCAUAUUUUUAAGGUUCAUCAUCACCAUUAUUUUAAGGUUCAUAAUUCAAUACCAGAAUUAUUAAAUAAAAGUCAGAGUCGUUUUGUUUUCUAUUUUAUUUUUUAUAAUUUCUAGAGCCCACGGGCUUUGUUUUUUCGAAAAUGGAAGAUGUUUUUAAAGAUCCUGUGCCGCUUUCCGAAGGGAUAAAAUUAAAAGAUUUAUUGAGUGGCAAUGCAGAAUUUCAUCUAGAUAUGGACUUCAAGAAGUCAAGCAUGGGUAUGAUGUUGAACUGCGAUGAUGAUUUGUUUCCUGACAUGGAUGAUGGCAACAGUGAUUCAGAAGAUACAUACAAAAACUUAGAAGCGGAGACAGAAAAGAAUAUGCUCUCCUCUCCGGAAUACCAUUCAUUUAGUGAUCUCUCGUCAAAAAUGGUUGAUUGCAUACCGAGUGGUGAAGUUAAGAUGUUGAUAAUUGAAGAAGGCGAUGGUCCCCUAGUACCAGUUGAUGCAAUGUGCACCCUUCACUACGCGGCUUACUUCGAAAAGGCUUCAUUGCCAUUUGACAGCACUCUGACAAUGAACAAUGGCGCUCCUAUGAGCCUUCGUCUGGGUAGAGGCAGGUUCUUGCCCGGUCUAGAAAUAGGUCUUACGUCAGUAAAAGGGCCUAAAGCUAGAUUCCUACUACUAUUGCAGCCUAGUAUGGCUUGGGGCCCACUCGGGGUCCCGCCGAGAAUUAGACCGGAGCCCGCGCUGUUUGUCAUCGUUUUGUAUGACGUUGAUGAUAUACAGGGCUAUGUGAGAUACAACGACCUACCAUCAGAAGAACAGAAAAAGUAUGAAGUGAUCAUCAAAACCGUUAAAUCAUUACACAAUCACGCAAAAGUUUUGUUCUCGAAAAAACAAAACUACUCAAAAGCUAUAAAGAACUAUCAACAAGCUAUAUCAAUACUGAACACGGCUAAAACGGAAAAUUCUGACGAAUCAAACGAAGUGAAAAGAUUGAAAAUCAAUUCAUACACUAACUUAGCCGUCUGUUAUUAUAAAUUAAAUAAACCGAAACACAUAAUAAACAUGUGCGAAGCUUUAGAAUACGUAACAGAUAUUGAGAAGCACUGUAAAGUAAUGUUCUAUUACGCUAGGGGUCACGAAAUGCUCGGUAAGUACGAGGAAGCUUUAAAAUAUUACAAGAAAGCUCUAAAAUUAGAACCUAAGAAUACUGAUAUAGGCGCUGCAUUGGCUAACUUAGAUAAGUAUUUCAAGAAGUCAGCUGAUCAAGAGAGAGAUUUGUGGCAGAAUGCGUUUCAGUGUACGUCGCAAAAGAAAGCGAUUGUCUAUGACGUCGAUGAAGAUUUUAAAAAUGGCGUCGUUGACAUGUGUCAAAAUUUGGUGGCAAGGGAUGAGUACGCGAAAUUUGAUUUAGCGCCGGGUUUGACUAAGGAUGAGAUUAGUUGUAUAAAGGAUUUGAGCUCGAAGUUUGAGGGUAUCGUCGUUUUGGAGGAAGGGGAAGGUAGGAAGAAACGGUUUUCGGUUGUGAAAAAAUCGAAAAUGUAAUUUUUUUGUUGUUGUAAAGUGUCCCUGUCGAGAUUGCUUUCUGUACCUACAGAUUAAGUACAAAGUAUAUGUAUAGUAAUUACAAGACUGAAUUAA
Melitaea cinxia (Glanville fritillary) is the source of this 1795-nucleotide messenger RNA. RefSeq names its product inactive peptidyl-prolyl cis-trans isomerase shutdown-like. Lineage: Eukaryota; Metazoa; Arthropoda; Insecta; Lepidoptera; Nymphalidae. Gene Ontology annotation, molecular function: protein binding; peptidyl-prolyl cis-trans isomerase activity. The transcript has 6 exons. The coding region runs from base 311 to 1699 and encodes 462 amino acids. The record is from RefSeq and is a predicted model, not a curated record.